CUUGUAUUGUGCCCUGCUUGAAACGGAUCAUCUGCGUUCCAGUCCUAACCGUCACCGCUGGCCGAUCCUGGUUCGAGUUGUCACCAUCAGCCGCUUCCAUUCCCGCCCCUUAGUCCCAUCUCCUAGCCGUUCCUAUCCCGACUUCCCCAGUCCCAACCAUUAUCCUCUCCUUCUCCUCUCCAGCCCAGUCCCCAUCGUCACCGGCAGCCGCUUCGACCGGCUCCAGUCCCAUGAUGGCUUCGGCAGACAUCGUCCGCCAAAUGGGUGAAAAUGUCCGCCCACUUUCCUUGUCAGGGCAUGUUGGAUUUGACAGUUUACCAGAUCAACUAGUAAAUAAAUCUACCUCCCAGGGAUUUUGCUUUAAUAUUCUUUGUGUUGGAGAGACCGGCAUUGGAAAGUCCACCCUUAUGGACACCUUGUUUAACACCAGUUUUGAGAACAGCCAAUCAACACAUUAUGAAAAUAGAGUAAAACUGAAGGCUCAGACUUAUGAGUUACAAGAGAGUACUGCUCGCUUAAAGCUAACAAUUGUAAAUUCAGUGGGCUUCGGAGACCAGAUUAAUAAGGAAGAUAGCUAUAAACCUAUCAUUGACUACAUUGAUGCCCAGUUUGAGGCCUAUCUGCAAGAAGAGUUGAAGAUUAAACGUUCAUUGCACAAUUAUCAUGAUUCCCGUAUCCAUGUCUGUCUGUACUUCAUUUCUCCCACUGGCCAUUCUCUUAAGUCACUAGAUUUAGUGACAAUGAAAAAGCUGGAUAGCAAGGUGAACAUCAUUCCAGUUAUUGCAAAGGCAGACACUGUUGCCAAAAAUGAGCUUCAUAAAUUCAAAAUCAAAAUAAUGAGUGAACUGGUUAGCAAUGGGGUACAGAUCUAUCAAUUUCCAAUAGAUGACGAUACAGUAGCGAAAAUUAAUUCAACUAUGAAUGGCCAUCUACCGUUUGCUGUAAUUGGAAGUACAGAAGAAGUCAAAGUUGGGAACAAAAUGGUUAAAGCUCGACAGUAUCCAUGGGGAGUUGUACAAGUUGAAAAUGAGAACCACAGUGACUUUGUAAAAUUGCGAGAGAUGCUUGUCUGUGUCAACAUGGAAGACUUGAGAGAGCAGACGCACACUCGGCAUUAUGAGCUGUAUCGGCGCUGCAAAUUAGAAGAGAUGGGAUUCAAAGAUACAGAUCCAAAUAACAAGCCAGUCAGCCUUCAAGAAACGUAUGAAGCUAAGAGGAAUGAGUUUCUUGGUGAACUUCAGAGGAAGGAAGAGGAAAUGAGGCAAAUGUUUGUGAUGCGAGUCAAAGAAAAAGAGUCUGAAUUAAAGGAGGCAGAGAGAGAGUUGCAAGAUAAAUUUGAACACUUAAAGAAAAUGCACCAGGAAGAGAGAAAAAAAUUGGAUGAAAAGAAAAGUGUCUUGGAUGAAGAGAUGAGUAUAUUCAAUAAGAGGAAAGCUGCGACUGAAUUGCUUCAAGGUCAGGCAUUCCAGACUGCACCACAAAUGAAUCUCAAGAAAGACAAGGAUCGCAAAAACUAUUAAAUUUUUGAUUUGCUGCGUUGUGCUCCAACUUGUGCAAUACGAUUAACCUUCAUGUAUUGAACUGUUUGAGAGCAUCACGUCUGAGUGCAGUUGAUCGCUUUGUCCUGCUACCUGCUGCCAUUUCCCUAUGAAUUGCUUGAAUGGAUGAAAACUGUGCAUUAGCCCAUGUAUGAAUCAUCCAGUUGGUGCCAAAUGCACUGCCUAUGUAGCUGUAUAAUAAACCAUAUAUUUAAACAGCAAGGGUGCCAAUCCUGGUUGUUGACACAAGACUUUACCUAAUUAUUAAGUGUCUCUAUCAGGGAAAUUUUUUAUUUAUCACUUGAUUUCAGUUAUAGAUCUCUAUCUGCUUUUUGUUAAUGUGCCUGAAAAUUACUAAAUACUGAAUCUUUUUUAAUUAUUGAAUAUAUUGAAGAACUUUUUUAUAAUUUGCUUUUCUUCUCUUUUUGAAGAUUGUCUUUAAACCUUGUAAUUGAAUUAAGCUGGUACUAUUCCAAAUUUCCUAUCCCCUAGAAGGGAGGAAUUUUGACAUUUAAAUAUACUUGAGCAUGCACAAUCAAAUAAUGCUUCUAUGCCAAAUGUUUAAAUGCACAUGUGGCACUUCAGUAGGUCAGAGGAAGUCUUCAGUUUUAUCAGGUUUCUGCAGGACUAAUUCAAUGUUACCAGGUGGUAGUAUAAAAAGACAAUUGUUUACCAUCUAAAUGCUAGAUAGGGUUACUUCAUAGGAGUACAUUUGUGGUGCAUGUACUUUUCUAAAAUGUUCAAACCAAUCUUGCCUAUUGUUUUACCAGCAGUGGUGUUGGAACUUACUGUGCUACUACUAAUUGGUCAAAUCUUGAAAUGAUUUAUGUGAAACGGAUUUGAAAUUUCAAAUCCAACUGGCAGAUAACCACUGGCAAAAUGGAUGAACAUGAAAGAGCUCAUGUGCCCAGCACUAUUGCAUAGUCUAUAAGUUUAAAUAAAGACACUGUGGUGAAAUGCUUGAGAUGGAUUGAAUUUUAACGUGGGAAGUUUGUAUUAAUAUUACAUUAAAUGUAUUUAUCAUUUAUAGUUGAAAUUUUGGACAAUAAUGGUUAAAGCUUAAGAUUUCUUUUCUUUGGUAGUUGUAUAAGAAAUAUAUUACAUAAUACAGUUGCAGCUACAUAAUCUUUGUUGUAUUUCUGAUUUAUAACCUAGCUGUAAUACCAUAUAGCAAUCUGUAGUUGUGACAAAAUAUUGACAUAGUUGUAAGUUGCUUGCAGGUUUUUCUUUAAGAACAACAGACCAUAAUCAGUUAUUGUUUCUUCUAAGCACAGCUCUCAAAAUUUCUCUCACCGUAGUGCCAUUCAGUAUUCCUGUAAAAGUGCAUUGAAUGUAUUAGUUUUUGGGCCUACAGUUGCCUCUUUGUAUUCAAAUCAAGGAAAAUUGUCUUUUCUACUCUUUUUAAAGGAGAUAUUUUGAUUUGCAAACCUCUUUCUCCAAACACACGUCCUAGAUGAAACCAUGUUCUCUUGAUUGUUUUUGGCUGUGCUUCACAUACUUUAGAGAAUCUUACACAAAAAAAACUUUGAUUUAAACCUUUUGUUUCAUCAGUCAUGUAACUUUAAUUAUUAAACUUUUCAUUGAAAAGAAA
Molecule: messenger RNA, 3129 nt
Organism: Stegostoma tigrinum
Lineage: Eukaryota; Metazoa; Chordata; Chondrichthyes; Orectolobiformes; Stegostomatidae
Gene: septin10
Product: septin 10
Exons: 11
Coding region: 231-1520 (429 amino acids)
Biological process (GO): cytoskeleton-dependent cytokinesis
Cellular component (GO): cell division site; septin ring; microtubule cytoskeleton
Molecular function (GO): GTP binding; molecular adaptor activity; GTPase activity
Source: RefSeq, a predicted model, not a curated record